AAAACUGAAUCUUCGGAUCAAGAAUCUGAAGUUGUCAAGAAUGUUGCGUCAGGGAGCAAGGAUGAAGGAAGUGGCCUGGGGAUAAACCCCUUUGGUGCAUACCAAGUCGUGUCGUCUGCUGCCUCUUAUUUGCAUUCCCGGGCAAUGGGCAUUAUGCCCUUUGGUUCCAGGAAAGAUGUCAAGAAUGAUCCAGCUAUCAUGGCCAUUGUAAAUGGCGAGAAUGGUGAAGGGUUAACAAUGGACGAAGCCUUGUUUGUAGCCACGACAAAUUCGGUAACUUGCAUGGUUGCAGCGAAGGAAGAAACACGACAAGCUGUUGCAGAUGAUCUUAAUUCUUCGAGAUCGUGCCCUUGCAAAUGGUUCAUUUGUGAUUAUGAUCAAAGCAGCACAAGAUACUUUGUGGUUCAGGGCUCAGAGUCGAUCGCUUCUUGGCGGGCCAACCUCUUAUUUGAACCCGUCAAGUUUGAGGUUAUUUUGGUUGGCGAGAACUAAGAGGUUGAUGGAGCAGAUGUAAUAUCAUGUUGUUGAAAAAGUAGCUGUCGUGGCUGGAUGAGCAGAUGUAAUAUCAUGUUGAAGACGUAGCGUCGUUGGUCAUCCCCUCCUCUUCAUCCAAAAUGAUCAAAGGAUAGCCCCAUGUACCCUUUCACUCCCAAAUAGCUGUAACAUUAUCGUGUGUUAUGUUAUUUUGAAUCUAUUUCACCUGAUCUACUAUACUAUCUCAUAAAAUUUUUAGCUUCUGUCGCAACGUACCGACGGACACUAAUAAGUGGUAUAAUACAGAGGAAGUGAUUCUACGAUGUAUGCCUAUGCAUGGAUGGCUUGUUACAUGACAUUUCAAUGACCUAUUGUAGCUUGCUUGGUUAAAAAAUGAGUGAUCUUGUUCAUUACAACUCAAAGUUAUUAACGUAGAAAUACAUGUAUCAC
This is a messenger RNA of Phragmites australis (common reed), 924 nucleotides long. Its product is annotated as phospholipase A1 PLIP3, chloroplastic-like. The record is from RefSeq and is a predicted model, not a curated record. Lineage: Eukaryota; Viridiplantae; Streptophyta; Magnoliopsida; Poales; Poaceae. The coding region runs from base 145 to 492 and encodes 115 amino acids. Gene Ontology annotation, molecular function: glycerophospholipid phospholipase A1 activity. The transcript has 3 exons.